This is a messenger RNA of Hydractinia symbiolongicarpus, 8285 nucleotides long. Its product is annotated as small subunit processome component 20 homolog. Gene Ontology annotation, cellular component: small-subunit processome; 90S preribosome; nucleolus. NCBI's taxonomy places the organism in Eukaryota, Metazoa, Cnidaria, Hydrozoa, Anthoathecata, Hydractiniidae. The transcript has 30 exons. The record is from RefSeq and is a predicted model, not a curated record. Bases 101 to 8101 code for a protein of 2666 amino acids.
GUUCCUGGUUGAUUCCUUCUUGGUUUUUGGUGGGUUCCUUCAUGGUUCUUGGUGGGUUCUGCUCGGAUCCUGGUGGGUUCUGCUUGGUUCCUUAAAAAAAAUGAAAAAAGGAAAGAAGAAACAUAACACGUUUAAGUUCAAAAACUUCACUGAAAGGAUAUCUGAUGUUAAAAUAGACGUGUACCAACAUCUUGGUGUGCAAACUCAUGAGGUACCUGAGAAUGACAAAGACACAUUUUUUCGAGAAACAUUGGAAAAGUGGUCUGAACUGAAUUGUUCCCUAGAUUUUACAGCAUUUUACCGUGAAGUGAAAGGUUUUGUACAAAGUUUUAAUCAGUUGGUGUUUCAUAAAGAAGCUGUUAUUGAAUUGUUAAAAAAAUACCUCAUUAAUCCUGAGUCACUUGCAGUUGAGCCGAGUUUGGACUUGUUGGCACAAUUAUCAAGGGAUUUAUUGCAAGACUUUUAUCCAUACUUUGAGGAGUUUUUUUACUUACUGUUAAACUUCCUAAAGGGACAAGACACUGCUUUAAUUGAAAACACCUUUACUUGUUUGGCACAUAUAUUUAAAUUUACAUGGCGUUACAUGAUUACUGAUCUUCCAAAUGUAUUCAGAAUUUUUAAAUGCCUAUUUUCAAGUGAUCAAAAACAACACAUUCAAAUAUUUGCUGCAGAAUCAUUUGCCUUUCUACUACGAAAAUCCCGAAACAAAUCACAGGUGUUUGAUUUUCUUUUUCAACAACUGUCAGAUGAUGAAAGUCUGGCUGAAGGAAUAGGGUUUCUUAUAUUUCACACAACAAAAGGUAUUAAGCAGCAAUUCAGUUCAAGUGCAAAAGAAAUUUUCACACUGUCCUUGCUGUCAUUCACUAAAGAAUCCAUUAAAAAAAAGCAGGCUUUAACUGCUGUAAAAAGUUUACUGCGCUUAUCACUCCAACACACUACAGAAGAGUUCUGCGGAGUUGUGUUUGAUUCGAUAUAUAAAGCUAUCGAUGACGAAGUGAAUAAAGAAAAUAGUCUUGCACUAUCUUACUAUGCGUUGGUGUUAAAUGAAUGUGUGAAGUUUAAAGAUGGCAAAUACAUUGCAGCCCAAGACAAAAUAUACAAAGUUAUGCUGGCAUUAAUGUCUUCAGGUGAUUUCUCAGAAGAAAUUACGGAAAUAUCCAUAUCAAAGUUGUUAACAUCGUUUAUACAUUAUUCAACUUCAGACAUAUCAGACAAAGACCUAACAGCAUUAUGCUAUACUUAUGUAUUUAAAGAUCAAAUCAGUGUAUCAAUCAAAUUACAGUUUUGCUACUCGAUUUUUACAUGGGUCAAAUUUAAUGAAAUUGUUUUAGGCACUGUGUUAGAAUAUGUGUCCAAGAUUCUACUGUCCAAGGAUGAAAAUGAGCAUUCCUUAGCAGAACAAAAAGUAAUAGCCAUCCAAUUUAUUGCUGAUUUCGUCAGCCAAGACAAAAGUUUAUUUACACAGCCAUUUAAGUUUAGCAACACUGAUUUAAUUGUGUUUCAUCAAGUUUGUUACACAAAAAAAACCGUAGUGGAUAUAUUGAUUGAUGAGCUCAGUACUGAAUCAUUGGACUCAAAUGUUGAGUGGAUUGGAGUUAUUGCUAUAUGUCUUUGUCAUUCCAGGUUAUCCCACAAAGAAGUCAGACGACUUAAUCCUAUCCUUGUUAAAAUUGUAAAUUGUGGAUUUGAUACAAAGAGUAAUUUAUCUGAUCAACAGUUGUUUACAUUGGCAUAUGUAAUAAAAGUAUUGUGUAAAGUUGUCUCUGACAAGAAUGAAAUAUGUAGAGCUAUUCCUGUUAAAAAGAUGAUCAACUUUUUGAGAAAAUACCCACAAAACGAAAACGUCUUGCAAUGUGCUGAGCUAUAUUGUAGUACAGUGAAGAAUUCUUUUAUUCAAGACAACUUAUCCACAAUACAUGACAUUUUGAAAACAAAUUUAUACUCUCCAUUUCGGUUAGUGAGGUUAUUGACACUGAUGAUUUUGAAGCACAUAUCUGAUAAUAUUGAAGGUUAUGGCAGGGUCAUAUCUGAAACGUUGCAAAUAUGCACCGAUGCAGAGUUGGUAGAUGUUAGGCUAGACACAUACAGGGAUCGCUUAAUAUACCUGAGACAACUUCAGUUCAACAAUUCAGAGGGCAACCAAUUCCUCUACGAAGUUGCUUUGAGAUAUCUAGUUGGUAACUUGUUUAUAAACUUCAGUAUAAUUUGGGAUCAUGUAAUUGAGGUGAUCAGUUCUCAUGCAGUUGAUGGAAAUAUUGCAUUCUGGGAUAUUUGGAGGGAGAUUUUGCAGGAUGCAGCUCAGAAGUGUGAAUUUCCUCCAAAACUUAUUUUGAACAUACCCUGCAGUAAUAAAACAUUCGAAAAGUACUUCAAUUUGAUGUGGACCAGUCGUAAAAAUGAAAGACCAGAUUUUUUAAACUUCAGAAUAUUAGUGUGGAAAGCAAUGUGUUCAUUUCCUGGUGUUGCUGAAAGAAAGUCCCGAGAUAUUGUUCCACUGUUUUUUAACUUCAUGACAAACGAAUAUGUACUGUCUGACGAAAUUCUGUCUGAAACUCAGGACAUUAGAGUGGAAGAGGACAUGUUACUUAAAGUUGCUGAAGAAGAAAACCAGGUGACGAAUGAAGUUCAUAAAUUGAAAGGAUUUCGCAAAAUGAAAUUAAAAUCUUUAUGUGCUCAUUUAAAGCUUUUUGGCUUGUUUAAAGAUCCUAAAUCAAUAAGCAAAGAGAAGAGACUUUUCCAGAUUUAUUUAGAUUUAUUAACAAAUAAAGACAACGAGGUACAAACCUUAGCCUUAAAUUGCUUUCAUACAUACAAAUUUCCAUACCUGAAGCCCUACUCGGAAAAUUUGGAUAAGCUCAUGAAUGAUUCAACAUUUCGGGAUGAAUUAACUUUAUUUUCGAGUAACAGUGAAUUGUUACAACAGGAGCAUAGAGAAAAGUUGAUGCCAAUUUUAAUUAGGUUGUUGUAUGGUAAACUACAAAGAAAAACUGGACUUGGUAACAGUGGAAAGUCUUCCCUCUCAACUCGAAGAAAUAUUAUUAUGCAGUUUUUAUCAAAUUGUGCUGAUACAGAAAUAAAAACGUUUAUCGAUUUGAUUAUGAAACCUUUCUUAAAUAGACAAGAAUUGACCAUUACAGAUAAAGAUGCUUCAAUCGAUUUAUCUUCUAUUGUUCCAAUGCGUAAACAAACUGGAUUUCUUAACAUGCUCUCAAAUGUUAUUUCUCGUCUUACCAAAAUUAUUUCGCCAUACUUUCAUGUUUUAUUCAGCACGUUACUGAAGCUAAUAUGGGAAUGUUCAAUGUGCUUAAAAGACAAAAAAGACAUGAUAAAGCCCUCAGUAAUUGGAAGGCUAAAAGAUACAAGGCAUCUUGGUAUAAUGAAAUUGGUUGAAAUAUUUAAUCUUCUGCCAGAGUUCGACUACCAACACUAUAUUGAAGAAAUAUUUGCUGCAGCUGUCUGGCCCCAGUUGAAUCAAAUGGUUAGUGAUUCUGUACAAAAUGCAACGCCACUUUUUCACUUGGUAAUAACUUGGAGUAAAAAUAAUCGUUUUCAUCCACUACUGUGCAAAGUUAAUGAUAAAGGAAUGUCGCUAGUUGGUUGUGUGUACGAGAUGAUAAAACAACCUUCGCUAAGCAAUGAAAUGGAAAAGGAGAUUAUGUUGAUUUCCAGCAACUUACUUAAGGCCAGUAAUUUUGAUGAAACUGGAAUGAAUGGAACAAAAAUUGAAACUGAAUCAAGCUUCACUGAAAAGGAGAGAUUGGGUAUCAAAAUCAUCAAACCUUACGUAUCAGAAUUAUUAAAAUAUCUCAGUAAUGCUUUGUUAACAAACACCAAAAGAUUUAACUUUCGAUCGAAGCAAAAAAUUGGUCGCAUUGUACCUCCUAUACAAUUAGCUGUGUUAUCUAGCAUCAGCGAGUUUGUCACUGAUACAGGACAGUGCAAUGUUUUGAUAAAAAUAUUAUUUCCAUUGCUGCAGUACAUUGAUGGAGAAGAUACUCAAUUGCAUAUUGUUACCACAAUCAAGAAUCUGCUGCCUUUUGUUGAAUCGACUGAGGAAUAUUUGCAAUUAAUCCCUUGCUUGUUUUCUGUGUUUUCUGCACGUGUUCCGCGUGAGGUAUUAUGCCAAGUGUAUGUGGGUAUGUCAAAAAACAAUGCAGAAAUAUCAAAAGUUGCUGCUUUGGUGAACGAUUUAAAUGCAUGGGAUCCAAAGAGAUUGGACGAACCUGACUAUGACAGAAGGCUACAAGCUUUUCGAAAUAUCAAUGCAUGUGUUGAGUCAAAUUCCUGGUCGUGCAAGCAAGUCUUACCAAUUAUGUUUAAUACAUUGCACUUUAUGAUCACCACAGACGACUUGUCACUUCGAGACGCCUCAUCAAGUUGCAUAGAAAAACUUCUUCAUUUGGUUGUACAGAAUAUGGAUGACAUGUUUAACGAAGUUGUUAUGAAGACUCUGUUGCCAGCCAUCAAGCUAGGACUGAAAAGCAAAAAGCAGGCGACUCGCUUGGAAUUCAUCAACCUUUUGUCAUUGGUUGUUAAAACAUUUGAUAAAGAUAGUUUCAACGACAUGAAGUUUUUGUCUUCCAAUGACCCCGAAACUGAUUUCUUUGAAAAUAUAAAACAUAUUCAGGUGCACCGAAGAAUACGUGCUUUACAUCAGUUAUCGAAACUCUGUGAAGACCAAAAACUUUCUGUUUCAAACAUGUUCAGUUUUCUCAUUCCGAUGAUCAGUCAUGUUAUAUUCGACAGUUUAGCAACAACUAAAGAUCACAAUCUACUCAGUGAGACAAUAACAACAAUAGGCUCCAUUGUGAAGUGCUUACCAUGGGCAAAAUAUUCUCACAUAUUGAAGAAUUACUUGAAAGUGAUGAGGAAGGACAAACGUAAUCAAAAAACUAUAAUCAGGGUUAUUGUUGUCAUCCUUAACAACUUCAAUUUCGAUUUGUCGUGUCUUAAAGCUGAUGGAGAUCAAGUGAAAGCAGUCAUGCUUCAACCAGCAGUAGAAAAGACCACUGAGAAAAAAAUUGAAGAAGAAAGUGGAGAAUAUGAUGAUGAUAAUGAUGAGGAUGAGGAUGACGUUGAUGUUGAGUGGGAAAAUGAAACUAUUAACAAGGGGAUAGAUAGACAAAGUGCUGCAAUUGAUGUCGAAGCAGCUCAGCGUAUACACAAUGCACUGUUGUCGAAGAUAUUCCCGCAACUUCAAUUCUUUUUAAAAAAGAAGUCUCGCAUUGCUGAUUUUCACAAGAUGAGUCACAAUAAAGAAGAAGAUGAAGAAGAAAUUAUGAAGGUUCCAAUGGCGCUUGCAAUGGUGAAGCUGCUACAACAUUUACCGAAAGCAACACUGCAUGUUCAUUUACCAGGUUUGCUGUUACGAGUGUCUCAAGCACUUCGAAGCCAUGCGCGAGAUGUGAGAGACAUGGCACGAGACACAUUAAAAAGAAUUUGCCAAUCACUGAGCGCUGCAUACUUUCCAAUGGUGGUAAAAGAAAUGAGGAGUGUUCUUUUGCGAGGUUAUCAGUUGCAUAUACUCGGCUAUACUCUUCAUUCAUUGCUGGAAUCCAUGCAUGACAUGUUAGUGACUGGUGAUUUGGAUAAUUGUGUGGAAGCCAUGAUGGAGGUUGUAAUCGAGGAGCUUUAUGGUGAGGUUAGUGAAGAGAAAAAUGUUGCUGGUAUCACUGGUAAAUUAAUGGAAGCGAGAUCGCACAAGUCGAAUGAAAGUCUAGAGAUUAUUGCUAAAUUUGUUUCAAGUGGCUGCAUAGGGAAGGUUAUCACACCACUAAAAGGGGUGCUUGAAUCAACACAGAAUCACAAAACAAGUCGAAAGGUGGAAGAAUCUCUGCGCCGUGUUGCCUUAGGCUUACAAAAUAACAAAGGUGUUCAAGUAGAAGACUUGCUAGUAUUUAUCCAUGGAAUCAUCUCGAACACUCUCCCACAGAUGCUAAAUAAAAAGGAAGACGGUGAUCAUAGCGACAGGAAGGAGGGUGAAUACGUUAGAGAAGAUAUCUACCUUGUCCCUGAGAUACCCACAAGAGGAGGUAAGCUGCCAGGAGUAAGCAAGAUAACCAAUGAACACGUUGUCAUGGAGUUUGGACUGCAGCUACUUCAUACUGGUCUUAAACGACAGAAGUUUUCACGCUCUGAUGAUACUCAUGUAAAAAUGCUUGAUCCGUUUGUGAGAAUCCUUCUGUCAAGCAUUACAUCAAAGUAUAUCAAAGUUAUCAUUCUCACCAUGCGAUGUAUCUCCUUCCUGAUCAAAUUUCCUCUUCCAUCGAUGAAAGAAUCUGCCCCAAUACUAGCUCGACAGUUGUUUAAGAUUUUGAAGAAAUACGCCAAGGCGGGCGCUGGUAAAGGGGAAAAUUUUGAUCUUGUGAUGACAUCAUUCAAGACAAUGACGGUUCUCAUUCGUGACUAUGAAGACAUGCAUGUAACCAACAAACAGCUACAUUUACUGCUCUCCUUCGUAGAGGAGGACAUAUACGAUACGUCGCGACAAUCGACAGCAUUACCUUUGCUAAAAGCUAUUCUCUCGCGCAAAUUAGUCGUUCCAGAGAUGCAUGAGGUGAUGGCGAAGAUAGCUGAAUUAUCUGUUCGAGACAGUGAUGAUGUCACUAGGACGCAAUGUAGACAGCUUAUGCUACAGUAUAUGUUGGAUUAUCCUCUGGGAAAGAAAAUUGUCCACUAUUUAAAUUUUUAUGUGACACAUUUAAGUUACGAGGACUUAGUUGGAAGAUUAUCAACCUUGGAAAUGCUCUCGUCAAUUGUAAAAAAUUUUCCAGAACGUAUGAUCCUCGAAUAUGCUGGUUACUUUUUCAUCCCUCUUGUUAUGAUGUUGGUAAACGAUGACUCGACAGUUUGUCGUAAGAUGGCGGCAGGAGUAGUGAGAUUGUUAAUACAGAAUAGUGAUUCGAAGAUCAAAGAUCAACUGUUUGAUAUGGUUGUUACAUGGUCCCAACAAGAAAAGAUCCUACUCAAGCAGGUAUCGCUGCAAAUAGCUGGCAUGUUCGUUGAAGCAGAAGGUCAAUCUUUUCAACGUCGUAUUGAUUCGAUUUUACCUGUGAUCACAUCUGCACUACAAACUGGCGUGGAGGAUGAUAACAACGAUGAAGAUGAUGAGGAGGAGGACGGGCAAGACGCUGUCGGUAACAAUAAAUCCGCCGAUAAACUGCUUCAUAAUGCUCUCACCUGUUUGGGGAAGAUAUUCAUGUUACCAGAAUUGUUGAUGACGAACUCGGAGUAUUCUACGUCAUUGAUCUGUCUUUGGGAGUUGAUUCAAGACCUCUUACUACAUUCACACGUAUGGAUUCGUCUCGCUGCCUCUCAGUUGUACAGUUUAUAUUUCGCCUCAUCUACACCAAAUGAACUGGUAGACUCAUCUGAAUCAUUGAGUAAACAAUAUCUUGCUGUCGAUUUAAAAACAAAGGUAAAAGAGCUUUGCUCCAACUUCUUUACACAAAUGAAAGAUAUCAAGUUAACUCCAGCAAUAGCAGAACAAGCCACUAAAAAUUUGAUUUAUCUCGUCAAAGUGGUAAAACUGAUUGACCCGUAUUUGCUGGAUGGUACACAGCAAAAUGACAAUCGUGGCGAAGAUGAAGAAGAAGAUGAUGAUGGGAAAGUUAUCACUGUCAAAACUUUAGUAACGAGAAUGAAUCAACUGGCAAGCUAUGAAUCCUCACACUCACCCAAACAAACUGUGAAGAGAACAUGUGUAUUUCGUUGGAUAGCUGCUUUGUGUUUGGACUUGCACGAAGAGCAGUUGUUGAUAUACUUGCCAGAUUUAUUAAGACCUGUUCACCGUGAACUUACCACCUCUAUCAACGAAGAUUCUGACUUGUUCAAAUUAGCACAAGAAGUGAUAGAGCUGAUUCGUGGCACGGUUCGUAAAGAUCUUUUCGCUGAAGUGUAUGCCAAGUUACAAAAGAAAGUUUCAGAAGUGAAGGAAUCAAGAAAAAGAAAGAUUGCAAUGGAAGCUGUGUCGAAUCCCGAGAAACAUGUUUUACGUAAACAAAAACACAAUCUGGCUAAGCGAGAACAACGUAAAAGAAAACUGUACGAGCAAAAACCGUCGUUGAUGUUUAAAAAAAUCAGAAGUAAACCCGAAUCGUGAGAUGAAAAACGUCUGUGAAGGAGAGCAUACAGAGGAUAUGCGGAACUGUCAAAUAUAUGUGAAGCAUGGGAGAGAUUUCUCGAUGAAGUAUAGAGAUUAUUGCAGAUGUUUUCACUUAUAUUUUUAUAUGUAUAUUUGUGGCAAUUUCUUUACUAAAAUAAAUGCAUAUACUCCAUUUAAUACA